UUCAGCCAGAUCGGCAUGAAAGCCCGCUCGCCCGAAGGACAUGCGGCCAGGGCCAUGCAGAUUCGAGGUGACGAGUGCGUCUGGGUGGAAAUCCAGGAAAAGACGUUCACCAACUGGGUGAACGAGCAGCUUCGGCCGCAGGGCCUGGCCGUCGCGGACCUGCGCGUGGACUUCAGCGACGGCCUCAAGCUCAUCUCGCUCGUCGAGGUGCUGCAGAAGCGGAAGCUCAAGCGCAUCAAGAAGCCCCUCAACCAGCACCAAUGCCUGGAGAACGUCCAGACGGCGCUCAGCGCCAUGGCGCAGGACAACAUCAAGCUCGUCAACAUUGGCAACACGGACAUCGUGGAGGGCAACCUGAAACUCAUCCUGGGCCUGGUGUGGUCGCUCAUCCUCCGCUACCAGAUCGGUCGCACCAACUUCCCGCCCAAGAAGCUCAUGCUCGCCUGGCUCAGGGCCGUGCUGCCCGACCUAAACAUCGCGAACUUCACUUCCGACUGGAAUUCGGGAGUGUCGCUCAGUGCCUUGCUGGAGUACUGUCGACCUGGUUUGGUUCCACAUUGGAGGACUCUGGGAGCCUCAACAAGCCAAGACAACUGCCGCAUGGCGAUGGAAAAGGCCAAGGAGGAGUUCGGGGUGCCCAUGAUCCUGACCCCGGACGACCUGGCCAACCCCAACCUGGACGAGCUCUCGGGCAUGACCUACCUGUCCUACUUCAUGAACGAGGACAGCCCGGGCUACAAGGCCACCCUGCGCUGGGUGCAGGGACGUCUGCCCCAGCUGCACCUCUCCAACUUCACCAGCGACUGGAAUGAUGGCUUGGCCCUGUGCUCUCUGGUCCACUCCUUGGGAGCCACCAUCGAGGAUUUUCAGCAACUAAGUCGAGAUCGAUCCCAGUGGGAGUCCAACCUACAAAAAGGCAUUAUGGGAGGCAAGUACCUUGGUGUGGACCCUUUGCUGACCGCCAAGGAGCUAGCAGACCCCGAGGUGCAGCCUCUGGGAGUAAUGGCCUACAUCGCACGCUUCCAAGGGAUGACACCAAGGCGGAGGCCCCGCGACAAGCUUACUGUCACCGGCACGGAUCUCAACAACGUCCAUGUCAACAAGCCCGCCCACUUCAAGGUGCACAUGAAGGAAGGCAAGGUGGACUUGAGGCAGGUUCGCGCUGAAGUGCGCAGCCCGUCCCUGACCCCCGUCGAGUGCAAGCUUCAACUGAACCAGGCCGGCGGAUCCGGCACCUUUGUGCCUGUCGAGAUCGGCAUGCACGCCCUGAACGUGUACUGUGAAGGAGAGCUGGUGACGGGUUGCCCGAUGCACGUCCGCGUUCACCCUGACAUCUCACGGAUCCUCUUCUCUGGAAUCGAUCCUUGCGCCCUCGGAUCGCUCGUCGAGGUCCUGAUCAACUCUAACGGUGCGGGUACAGGAAGCAUUCACGUCGAGGCCAUCUCUCCCAGUGGAAAGUCGAGGGAGUGUGCCGUCAAGGACAGUGACGGCGUCUUCACCUCCACGUUCAUGCCCAACGAAAUCGGUGAAUGGAAAAUCGACGUGACUUACUCCGGGGAGCACAUUCAGGGGAGCCCCUUCACCUGCUAUGUGUACGACCCUACCCAAGUCACCGUGAGCUGUCCCAGCAUGGUGCGGAUGGGCAAGGAGGUGUCGUUUGAGUGUGACGCGAGUCGUGCGGGCUGGGGCAAGGUGCAACUGGAGGUGCAACUUGACGGACAUACGACUCCGGUCAGCGUGGACGAGCGCGGUGACGGUAUCUACUCCGCUUCCUUCUUGCCCUCUCGGGAGGGCCACUACAAAUUGUUUGUCACCUUCAACAACAUCGAUGUACGCGGCUCUCCCUUCACCAUCAUCUCCGUGGCCGAAGACACCGACCAGACCUCCAUGACGACCGACUCCUUCUUUACCCGCACUGUCGCAUCUCCCAUAGGCGACGCCAUGUCUAGCUCCGCCUCCUCCUCCUUCUUUGCGUCCUCCCACACCUCCUCGCGGGUGACCUCGCCCAUCAAACUAGACCCCGACCCCGGCCGUGCCUCCCGCACCCAGUUUGAGCCGACUUUGCGAACCGAGAUGUCUCGGCAGAGCCAGGAGAGCAUCGCAGUUACGAGAAGUGAGCGGAUGGAAGUCGACGCAAUCAGUAAGGUUGUCACGUCUUUGUCGACGACGAGAGUAGUCACACCGGAGAGACCGGCCUCGAGGCAAGCGCCUAAGGCACCACCACCUCCGACCCCGAGGAAACCGGCGCCCGCAAUUCCCACGCCGUCCCCAACAAGCAGGAACCUCGAGCUUGAGGGAAGCAGCGAAGAGCUGCGAAGGGUUGAUGUUCAGCAACGGAAGACGGAAGUUCAAGCGAUCGCUUCGUUGACACGCGACACCGCGACACCGGAAAAGCCGCCUUCGCGGAAGAGUCCGGAGUCGCGGCAGAUGACUCCACCAGUCGUGGCCCAUCGGUCGACGAAGGAGGGGGACAGGGUCGACGGGAGGGAGGGUCUUCAGCAUGCCCAUCUUCAGCAGCUGCAGCAGCAGCAGCGUCGUGUCGUUGAACAGCUCGCGUCCACGACGCGGGAGAGUCAAGGCGCGCCCGUCGAGAGCGCAGCACGGAAGACGCCCGAAGCGAGGCAGAUGGCGCCAGCGAGAGUUGGUGAUGUGACCCAGGUGAAGAUAUCGGGGGAGGCGCUGAAGCUCGUUCCGGUGAAGCGGCCGACCACAUUCCGGAUCAGCGCGCCGGACUUUGAGCGAGACGACUUCCGGGUGACCGUUACGGCACCGUCUGGACGCGAGUUUCCCGUGCGUGUGGAUGUCCUCCGGCCCGGGGAGCUUGAGGUGGAGUUCAUCACACCCGAAGUUGGCGAACACGUGAUUGAAGUCAAAGUCGAGGGUCGACCCCUGCCUGGAAGUCCGUUCCGCAGCCAUGCUUUCGACGCAACCAAGAUUCGUGUCGGUGACGUGCCCAACGGAACUGUUGGCUGCCCCGUUGAAUUCGAAAUCGAUGGGGCGGAGGCUGGCUCCGGCAACUUGGAGAUCAUGGUGAACGGCGACCAUGUGACGAGCCACGUGAAGCCCCUGGGGGGACACCGCUUCCUGGCCUCCUUCGUGCCACGCACGGCCACUGUCCACACUGUCGAGAUGAAGUUCAACGGCGAGAAAGUGCCAGGCUCCCCGUGGAAGUGCGAGGUCCGAGACAUGCCGAAGAAAGGUCCCAUUUCUGCAAGGGGUCAGGCGCUGCAGACCUUCAGCUGUGGCAAGGUGGCUAGCUUCGAGGUGCAUGCUCCCGGCUGCAGCAAAGACGACCUCAAAGUCAGCAUCAAAGGCCCCGGAAAGUCCAAGAUCCAGCACACCGUUUUAGAGCGUCCGGACUGCCAUGUGGUGGAGUUUGCUACUGUUGACGCUGGCACAUACCAGAUUGACGUGUCGGUAGCAGGGCAGAGGAUUCCCGGCAGCCCCUUUGUCUCCAAGGCCUAUGACGCCUCGUGCAUCACCCUCAGUGACGUUCCACAGUCCUGCUUGGUGGGGCAGACCUCUCAGUUCCAAGUUGAUGCAUCGAGAGCUGGCGAAGGACAACUCGAGAUCUCUGUCAAUGACGGAGAAGUGCCCAACCAGGUUCAGGUUCUGAGCAGCGGACGGUGCCUCGUGAGCUUCAAACCGUUGCGACCAGUGCCCCACGUGGUCAGCAUCAAGUUCAACGGCGAAAACGUGCCCGGUUGUCCGGUGGUUCUUCAGGUGUCGGAUGUGAACCAGUUUUCCGUGGACCUCUCCUCCCUGGAGCUGGUUCCGGUCAACGUGCCCAGUCGCUUCUAUGUCGGCGGAGUGUCUGAUGAGGACGACUUGCGAGUCACCGUCAUGUCACCUCUCGAGGUCAAGGUCCCUGUGAAGUUGAGCCGCAGCUCAAGGGGCGGUUUCAACGUCGAGUUUGUGCCCGACCAAGUCGGUCAGUACAUGGUCCAAGUAGAGAUUGCAGGAAAAGUUCUUGCUGGGACGCCGGCCGUGGUCAAAGCAUAUGAUGCCCGCAAGGUUGAUGUCAGUGCAGUUUCUCAGGGGACGUUGGGCAAGCCUGUCCAGUUUACGGUGGACGUGAGUUGUGCCGGCGAAGGCAACCUUGCCAUCACGGUGACAUCUCGCAGCCGAGACGUUCCCACCGUGGUCCACCCCAUGGGGGGCGCCAAGUUUGCCGUGUCGUUUGUCCCCAGUGAUCCGUCGGACCAUGUGAUCAGCAUCAGCUUCAAUAAAGAACCUGUGCCAGGGAGUCCCUUCAAGGUGAAGGUGCAGGAUGGUGGAAAGGUUACAGCCACGGACCUUUCCUCGCUGGCGGCAGCUUCGGUGGACAAAUCCGUUGGAUUCGUCAUCCAGAAUGCAGGUGGAAGAGAGCAGGACCUCUCAGUCAGGGUCGAAGGACCUGAGGGUUCUCCAGUGCCUUGUUCGCUCAAGGACAUCGGAGACAGGAACCUAAGGGUGGAGUUCUCCCCUGUUCGAACAGGGGAGCACAAGGUCCAUGUGUCACACCUGGGCAGUCCCAUCCCCAGCAGCCCAUUCACGUGCAAGGUGUUUGACACGCGUCAGAUCAAGGUGCGUGACAUCCCCAAGGGCUUUGUGGGAAAGCCUGUCACCUUUGUGGUGGAGACUGCGCAUGCAGGUCCAGGCAACCUGGAAGUGAUGGUGAACAAUGGCAGGGUGUCAACAACAGCCCAGGCGCAGUCGCCGACUCAGUACGCCAUCACCUUCACUCCUGCAGACGACCGACCCCAUGUCAUUGAUGUGCGCUUCAAUGGCGAGCACGUCCCAGGGAGUCCGUUCCAGUGUCAAGUGGCUGAUCUGUCCAAGAUCAAGGUGGUGGGUGAAGGCAUUGAGAGAGUCGCAGUGGGACGGCCCGCUGCUUUCGUCGUGGACACUCACGGACACGACGUGGGACAGUUCUCGGUUUCUAUACUUGGACCGAACCAGAGCCCGCUGAAGACGCAUGUGACUGGAAAUCACCACGGGGGUUACCGGGUGGAGUACACGCCCGUCGAAGUCGGCGACCACGCCGUGGAGAUCCUUCUGGGAGGCCAAAGCUUGGCUGGAAGCCCCUUCAUGAGCAAAGUGUACGAUGCCUCUAAGGUCCGGGUGGCCGACAUCGGCAGCGGCACGGUCGGCCGGCCUGUCUACUUCAGCAUUGACGCUAGCCAGGCAGGUGCAGGGAAUUUGGAGAUCAUCGUGUCAGUGGGUGGACGUAACGUGCCCAACUACGUACAGUCGGAGGGCAACGCCAAGUUCAGGGUCAACUUCAAACCCAGCGAACCCCUUACCCACACGCUCAGCGUAAAGUUCAACGGGGAGCCCGUACCAGGCAGCCCCUUCUUCGUGAAGGUGAGCGACAACACCCAGUCGAUGGUGAGCGGUGCUUCGCUGAGGACCACCUCCAUCACCCGCGGUGCCAAGUUCACAAUCGACUCCAAAGGUGCCGAAGCCUCUGACUGCAAGGUCUCCAUUGUCGGUCCCUCUGGCAAAAAGGUGCCUGUCACUGUGACGAGAACAUCACCCACAACUUUUGAUGCCGAGUUUCAUCCUACAGAAGUUGGUCCAAACCAGGUGAAUGUGCUGCUCGACGGAACAGCCUUGGCAGGCAGUCCUUUUACAUGCAACGUCUAUGAUGUAAGCAAAGUUCGGGUCACUGGUCUGAACCCUGGAAUCGUCAACAAGCCCGUCACCUUUCAAGUGGAUGCACUGCAGGCAGGCAAUGGCACCCUAGAGCUGGUGGUGCGGACGCGCAAGUCAUCAGUGUGUGCCGAGUUUGCCAUGAAGAGUCACGGCAUCUACGAGGUGACCUUUGUGCCCACGGAAAAGACUCCACACUAUGUCAACAUCACAUUCAACGAAGAGGACAUCCCCGGCAACCCAUUCAAGAUUGACAUCCGGGAUGGACAGCCGGUCAUUGAACCCAAGGCGGCGCCAAGGACAAGCUCGUCGCCCGUGGUUGCACGUGGCGACGGCCUCAAACAGGGACUGGUUGGCUCUGCCAAUGCCUUCGAGAUUGACACCAACGGUGCUCCUGGAGACAUCGACAUCAAAGUCACUGGUCCUUCGGAGUCGCACCAGGUGCGCACCAACGUGCUGCAGCUGGACGGGCGCACAUACCGGGCGGAGUACCACACCCGGGAGGUGGGGCUGUAUCGGGUGGAAGUGCUGCACGGGGGCAGCCCCAUCUCGGGCAAGCCUUUCGUGGUUGAGGUGUGCGACCCCAGCAGGGUCAAGGUCGUGGACAUUGAGGACGGCAUCGUGGGACGCUCCCAGACGUUCAGGGUGGACACGACGCGUGCGGGCCACGGCACCCUUAACGUCGUCAUCACGGCGGGAGGCCGCGAGGUCCGCAACAACAUUCGGGAGUCUGGGCCAGGCGUCUACAAGGUCUCCUACGUGCCCAAGUCGGAUUUGCCGCACAAGAUAGACGUCUACUACAACGGUCACCAGGCACCAGGUUGCCCGCAGAUUGUGGAGGUGCGCGACCCGGGCCAUGUGAUCAUUGCCCACGGUUCGGGACUCAAGGCCUGCCAGCUGGGCAAGACGUGCAGCUUCGUCAUCGAGACCGGUGGUUACGGGGACGCCAAGGACUUCGACAUUCUCGUGUCCGCACCAAAUGGCUCACCAUUGCCGGUGAAGUGUUACCAGCAGAAGGAUGGAAGCCUCCUGGUGGAAUGGAACGCAGUAACGGCUGGAAGUCACAAGGUGGAGGUGCUGUACGAGAGCAAGGCCAUCCCUGGCUCGCCGUUCCUCUGCCAGGUGUUUGACGCCAGCCGCGUGCUGCUCCAGAAAGUCCGUGGCACCACCUUUUCUGUUAACGAGAAGAUCUCCUUUGCACUGAACCGACGUGAUGCUGGUUACUCCGAGCUGGAUGUGACGGUGACCAGUCCCCUCGGGCGCCACUUGCCCAUUGAGGUGAAGGGCACGCCUGACGGCGACGGCGAGCUCAUCGAGUUCACGCCAACCGUGCCCGGGAAAUACCGCAUUGCCAUCACCUACGGAGGCAUCGAAGUGCCAGGGAGUCCGAUCACAUUCAUUGCCCAGGACGGUGGCACCCCAAAAGUGUCGGGGAAUGGGCUCUCGGUGGCCCAAAAUGGAAUCAUGGCCUCUUUCAAGAUCGACGCCCGCGGGCUGUGGGGUCGACCUGAUGUCCGUAUUGACGGUCCUGACUCUGAGCCUGAGCUGACCGUAGAGGAAGAAGAUGAGGGUGUCUAUUCUGUGUCAUACUUGCCUCUUGAGAUUGGAGUGUUUGACAUCCACAUUCGUUGGAAUGGCAAGGAUGUGCCAGGGAGCCCCUUCCACCCCAAGGUGGUGGAUCCACAGAAGGUACGAGCCAUCGGGGGCUGGGACAGCCUGAUGGACGACCAGGGACGCAUCCCGCUCACGGUUGGCCAGGAGAAAAAGAUCUCCAUGGAUGUCGGGGAUGCUGGGCCAGGCAAGCUCAGGGUGGAGGUUCGAGGGCCCAGCGACCUCGUGGAGGCCCGCCUGGAGCAGACGAGCGGACAUCGGUACAGGGUGACCUUUACACCCCGUGAACAAGGAGACCACCUGAUGCACAUCUGGUACAACGACCUGGCCCACCCGAGCUCCCCGUUCGUCGCCUAUGCCGAGCCUUUGGCUCCGGCGCUUGACCACACGAGGGUGGUGCUCCGGGGUCAUGGACUCACAGGUGCCAAGGUCGGAUCGGAGGCGGAGUUUGUCGUCGACGGUUCGGACGCCGGGCCAGGGUCACCUGAGGUUAGCCUGACGGGUGUGAAGGCUGACAUUCCGGUUCAGCUUAUCUCCCUUGGCAACAACACAUACAGGGCACUGUAUACUCCCACCGUGCCAGGUGCCUACCUGCUCAAUGUGAUGUGGUCGGAGCGUCAGGUGAAGGGCUGUCCACUGAAGGUGAGUGUGGCAGCCAGCUGCGACGCCGCCAAGGUGCUCUGCUCCGGAGAGGGACUGCGAGGGGGCACCGUAGGAAAGGAGAUCAAGGCCUUCAUCGACACUCGCAAGGGAGGACCGGGGGAGCUGACUGCUCACUGCAUGGGUCCGCACAAGAUGGCGCACUGUGAGCUGUAUGACCACCGGGACGGCACCUUCACCUUGUACCUUAAGCCCCAGGAAGGGGGACGCCACCUGCUCACCAUCAAGUACGGCGGGGACCACAUCCCAGGAAGUCCAUAUACCCUGCGCAUAGCGGGAGCUCCAGACGCCUCCAAGGUGCGUGUCUAUGGGCCAGGCAUCGAACCAGGCGUGCUUGCAGUGUACCAGAGCCGCUUCAUUUGCGACACCCGGGGCGCUGGGGCAGGACAGCUGACGGUGCGCAUCAGAGGACCCAAAGGUGCCUUCCGUGUGGAGAUGCAGCGGGAAAGCCAGAAAGACCGAACCAUCCUCUGCAAGUACGACCCAACCGAGCCUGGUGACUACCGCAUCGAGGUGAAGUGGUCGGGGGAGCAUGUGCCGGGCUCCCCGUUCAUGGUGAUGAUCUUCGACACGCAAGAGGAGCUCACGCGCUUUGUCCAGGGGCCGUACGGCACUGCAGGUGGCGCUGCACCACCAGUGCCUUCGGACUACUUUGGUGACGGUGUAGCCUAUGGGACCGGGGUCGGCCAGAUGUCCUGGCGAGGCUCGACGCACGAGCUCUAAUCCUGUCCCUUUUUAAAGAAACCCGACAGACUCUCCACUUCCAUUCGAGACACGUUUAGAGUACAUUCCAGACAACGUCCUUCUAACGUACGUUUGUACCAACAUUACUUGUAGAUCAACCCAAUUCUGAAACUGUCUAUAGAUGCAUACGCGCAUACCCCACCUCUCCCUCAAGGUUUGCCUCCCGUUGUCUAAAGCCUUUGGAGACGACUGGUAUGGUAACUCCGACGGUCACACAAGUUUUGAAGCACAGCAUCCAGAUGACGCUUUGCCAUAGUUGCUCCAAAGAGUACCGUCAUGAAGCACAUCCUUUAGAUGGUACCUAAAAUUGCAAGUGGAAUCUUGGGAGAGAUUCGAAGUGUUAGCGUCUUUGCGGGAGUUCCACAAUUGAGUUGUACGAUUUGUACUGAUGUGUGAACUGCAACUGAAGCCUGCUUAAGACUCUUCCAAGACACAUUUUUGACAGACAUUCGGGACAUGUUUAAGAUGUAUCUCAGGACUGGUUCAAGUGUGUUUGCACGCCUAGAAAUGAGCUGGGUUGGUCUACAGGACUUUCUGGCGAGCUACGUUGUUGGUAGCGAAGUUAAAGGAGGUUAUGAGAGGUUUUUGUACAUGGUUCCAAGUGCAGCUUCAUGUGUUGUUCUAAAAAUUGUGUCAUUCAGGUGUGAGAGUGCAUAUGCUGUAUGUUCAACAGGCUGAGUGCAUUUUAAUGAACAGGUCAUUGUCAUAUGCAGCUGGAUUGCUUGUAAGCAGUAGGACAGCUUUUAGGUAACAUUUAAAAAAGAAGUGAGUUGCAUUCCUUAGUAUAGUUAAGCAAAAAAGUGAUAAAAGUUUAUCAACUCACAAUAUGGCAUUUUGAAAUUUUUCUAGAAAUUUGGAUCUAUGAGAGUGCUUAUUUUCAAAUCAACUGCCAUCUAGGGCAGGUGUGAACAUCCGGGCAAUUUUCUUGCAUCAUAGGCCACUUCUUGGUUUUUGCUGUUGACUAAUUGGCUUGACUAAUUAUGGUUCAUUAACGCAGCCUAAUUUUAUAAUGCAUUCUUACAUUGCCCUCGGAGAUAGUGGAUCUGUCUCUGGUUUAUUACGGGCAACCUCGAAAGACAGAAGCUAGGAAACUGCAGCCGUAAUGCAAGUUGGUCAGGAUGGAACGGUGCCAAAAGUGGCUGAAACAUGUGUCAAACUGAUUGUGAAGCAAUAGCGAUGCUGCUGACUGGGGUAGAUGUGCUAAGUGGUGCCUACCAGAUGCUCAUUCAUAAACGAGCGCCGGCUAGGUUUACAGUAAAAAUAAUCCAUUCCGGAAGUAUUGUGAUACCUCCGAAGCACCGUGACAUUCCUUGCACUUCCCAUAGUCUCAUAAAAGUAUAAUAUAUCAGUGUGUAUUCAGAAAUACCAGGGAAUGCACAAAAAUCUUUUUUUUUCUCUCACUUAUUGAGUUGUUUUUCUUGGAUUCAUUGAAUUGAGAAUUAACUGUGUUCUUUAGCAGAGCACCACUGUACAUAAGAGCCUGUUGAAAGGAUGGUGCAGAGGAAUUCAGCUUGCUGUCAGCUGUCUUCAUACCGCAGUCUGGAAAAAAGAUCUGUACAUAACUCUUUUGUUUUUGUACAUAUUUGACAUUCUCACUAUUUUUAUUAGAGGUUUACACUUUAUAAAAAUGUCGAACAAGAAUGCAGCCUUUACACUGUGUUAACGGCGAUGGCGAUAAUCUUGAAAUGUUGGCCCGUUAUCGGUGAGCCUUUGAACGGGCUAGCCCUUGAGCGAUGGCAUUACAAUUGUAAGAACUAUUAGUGAUUGUUAGUAUACUGUUUUCACCCUUUUGCUGUGGUCACCCAUCUGUGUGUUUGUUCUUGUUUCUUUCUUUGUUUUAGCUAUUAUUAUAUUAGCAGUUGCAGCUACUCCAGCACCAGGAAUUAGCUCUAGUGAUGAGUUCAUGUCUUUAAAGAGAUCGCUUACUUGUCAUUUCCAAAAUAUUGUGUAAGUGAAAAAAAGUUUAGUAUACUACUGCAUUUUGUACAGUCACACCACUACCAUUCCUAGUGGUCAGAUAAUGAGCUAAUCCAAUUUACUUGGCUAAUGAAAAUGCGCCUUCAACCAACAGGGCCAAUUCAACCAAGUGCAACUAACUUGUUGGUAACAUGAACUUGGGUCUUUCCUGAAUGAAGGAAAACUACUCGAACUAGUUUCUUUUUUUUAUGUAUGUGUUUGAUUUAGUUUACAAGUCGUCUUAUUUAUUUUUGUGCUUUGGCAGGGACACAUUUUUUUUUUUUUGUCUUUGAUGUUUCAUAUCUCAAGAGUGCAUUUUAAGGGCAUGCUGAAACGCAUAACAAUGUUUCAGCUGAGUUUAAGCCCAGACUUUUUUGCUCUCAUUUUUAAGACCAUUCCAAGGAAUACCAAAAGGCUCUUGGCACCUGUGACUUGUGCCUCGUGGUGGAUAUAACAUACCUUCAAACCCUGUAAAGCAAAGCGCUUCCAGAUUAAAGACUAAUUGCCCAUUGGCCACUGCGGAGCAAUGCUAACCAAUAUUUCUAAUAUGUCCAAUGUUUGCACUUUAAAAGUGCUAAUGGUUCCAUAGGGUUUGUUAUAGAUGGAGAUGUGCAUCUUUCUUUAGGUUUUGUUCUUUAAAACUUUAAAACAACCUCACUCGAUGCUACCCUAUUCUAGUUUUCAAUCCUUGCAUUUGAUUUGUUUGUUUCUGUGUUUUUUCACGGUACAAAUAAAAGUGAAUGGUAUU
Molecule: messenger RNA, 11353 nt
Organism: Ixodes scapularis (black-legged tick)
Lineage: Eukaryota; Metazoa; Arthropoda; Arachnida; Ixodida; Ixodidae
Gene: jbug
Product: filamin-A
Exons: 52
Coding region: 16-8628 (2870 amino acids)
Biological process (GO): actin cytoskeleton organization
Molecular function (GO): actin filament binding
Source: RefSeq, a predicted model, not a curated record